UCAGCAUUUGGAUUUUCCUUUUUCUUUUUUUUCCUCUUCCUUGCCAGUAGUACAAGUGGUUAAGCUGCUGGUUUGCUAGAGCACAUUGCAAACGUUGUGCAGAGGGGCGAGGAAGCACCUGCUUCCAACGAGGAGGUGGAGAAAAAUGCUCUCAUGAAAACGUCCAACUGCAGUGGUUGGCACUGACACUUGUGCAGGAGGUCGGAUUGCUCUGAGAUUAUGCACAGGUUAUUUUGAUAAUCUUGUGAAGGGGGGAAACGCUCACUUGAUACUUUGCGGUUUUCCUUUUCUUUUCCAGGAGAGGCUAUGGUGUGUGACCAAAAAAAGAAAACAGUCAGUGUAAAUUAUGGAUUGCCUUUGUGGUGAAGUGGUUGUUACAGUUUAUGAUAAAUGUAGCUUUUCGGAUUUGUGUCAGCUGCCAUUUGCCUUUUAACAAUGAUGUCCUUCGCUUCUGCAUCCGUGUCGCAUUUUAAUGCACCGCAAACUGUUGCCAGAGUUUCCUGCCCCUGGAUAGGCGAUGUGGUUUUAUCAGAGAGCCUCGGACCGCGAUCAGGAGCGCAGGAGCUAUGAGAAGAAACUCGUGGACUCGUAUUUGUGUGGUCGGAAGAUAGAUACAGCUUUUGUGAGCGAGCAGAAUAGACAGCGGCAUCAUCAGUAGUAAAAGUUGGACUGGAAGUACUUCUACACGUUCAGUAAAGGAAACUGAUGCGCGUAAGAAGGGAUGCCAGCCAGGCGUGGCUUGUGUUUGAAUAUCCAAUGUGAGAAUGCGUGGGGAGUAUGUAUAUAAUAGAGCCUUUCCAUCUGAUAAACAGAGAUAUCAAACUGAUGAUUAAAGCGAAGGACGAUCAAUAAAGCUGAGAGGACUCCGCUGAUUUGGAGGAGCACGGCGCGCGCCGGGUAUAGCACUACUACGCCUCGUGCGUGCGUAUGGACCGGACUUGUGUAAACUUUUCUCCCUCUCUUUGAGUCGCUUGAAAACAUUUUUUUUUACAUUCUUAAAAAUGCCUUCGCUUAAUUUGACAGCUGUGCACACAAUGGCAGAGGUCGGGAGUUUUCUGGGGACAAUCGACUUGGAUUUACAAAGCUUUCCUGCGCUCGGGAAUAUGCCCAUACCGGAGUCUCCAGUGGGGUUGAAUGAGCGGCUGGGGCAGAUUGAAGGGAGGCUGCAGCGGGGGUCGCCGACGGAUUUCGGGCACCUCAAAGGGAUCCUGAGGCGGCGGCAGCUCUACUGCAGGACCGGCUUUCAGCUGGAGAUAUUCCCCAACGGGACUGUGUAUGGGACGAGACAGGACCACAGCAGAUUUGGUAUCCUGGAGUUCAUCAGCCUGGCAGUGGGUCUGGUCAGCAUCAGAGGGGUGGACGCCGGACUCUACCUCGGCAUGAAUGAGAAAGGAGAGCUCUAUGGGUCGAAGAAGCUGACGGCAGAAUGCGUGUUCAGGGAGCAGUUUGAGGAGAACUGGUACAACACCUACGCUUCGACCCUGUACAAGCACACAGACACGGGACGCUUCUACUAUGUGGCCCUGAACAAGGAUGGCUCACCCAGGGAGGGCGGCAGGACUAAAAAACACCAGAAACUCACCCACUUCUUACCCAGGCCGGUGGAGAUCGAAAAGAUCCCCCAGGCGUACCGGGACUUAUUCCAGUACAGGUGACCAGAGGCUACAACCCGAGAGACAGUUACAUUGGGAGGAGCAGAAAUUAAAGAAGAGGACAGCGGGGGAGGGGGUGUUGUUGUGGAUAGUUUGGACCUGGAACAAAACUGUUCUCCCUCAACCCCCCCUGAGGUCACCGUGUUUGCGCCUCAGCCCACUACCAAGCACGUACAGCACUGACAUAAACAUUGUGCAUGUUCCUGGAUCUUGCUUCUUCUUCUUUUUUUGUUUUAAUUGCUUCUGUAGUGGACUUGUGACCUCGAAGAGAGGGGAAGGGGUAGGGGUGGGGAUGGGGGGGUUGUCUUGUAAAACCACUACGGACACGGACGAAGGAGGCCCGCAUGACUGCCCAGCUGUGGGAGGGGGAGGAUGGGCGAUCAGGACGAUCAAAUCAGGUGCCAUGUUUUCUUCAAUAACCACUUCUUAGAGGUAAACGCGUAGAUACUGAAGCGACAUGCGACGACAAAAUGGAGUCGUGGCUCUUGGCGGUUUUCGAGUAGCACUAUGAGAACACAGAGAAGAGACUUUCAGAAGCUCGGAAAGGAAACGGAAAGCACUGCAGAGGUCACACAGUGCAUUUGUCAUGCACUAUACACAGUCACAGGGACGUUAAAUGUAAGAGAGGGCACAUUCCAUUUACACAGAGAUAGAUGGUAAGGGUCAGAAAUACACAAACUGUGUGCUAGACGCAGGUUAAGUGGCAGGUUCGGAUAGUCAGGUACUAAAGAAGAAGAAUGUCUGUGAGGCAGAGAACAAUAAGGGGAACUGGAGUUUUAUUAAGUUGUCAUCAAAAUCAAAGAUGAAAGUGAGGAUAUAAAACCUCUAUGAUGAAUGUGUGAUAGAUGAAAGAGCACUUAUAACUGCACAGCCCCAGUCCCAGCUGCAGGCUCACUUGGUCUCCCAUGUAAUCAUCAGUUCUAAUGAUUGCAUUCAUCACAUUUAAAUAACACACCGCGCAGCAUCUUGUAGGAGUUGUAUGCAAAACAAGUGAUUAAGCUCGGGACAAAAGCACUUCUCUGACUGUGGUUGUAAAGAAUAAGAGAUGGUUGUGUUUCUUUUUAAAGGAUGGUGACUUGUAAUGUUCGGAGCGUCGGGAACAUUAUUAAAAAUGCAAGCAGCUGAGGUGUACAUAUGGGUGAUCCUAUUUAUGAGAUGUACAAUAUAUUUAUUUUCUACAUAUAAAGUAUAAAUAUAAAUCUAUAUAUUUAUUUAUUGCAAAGACUUUAUUUUGUAAUGAACUUGAAGUUAUCUGGGCUGUAGAUUCUACUGAAAUUACACCAAAAACAAAAAAACAAACAAAAAAAUAUGAAGAACUGCAAUGAACAUGACAAUAAAAUUGUCCUGCUAUCGACAACUCAUUGUGACAGACUAUUUUUGCUUGGAUUAAAAUCUGAUGUACCAAUUAAAACCAGAUA
Molecule: messenger RNA, 3070 nt
Organism: Lates calcarifer (barramundi perch)
Lineage: Eukaryota; Metazoa; Chordata; Actinopteri; Centropomidae
Gene: fgf16
Product: fibroblast growth factor 16
Exons: 3
Coding region: 1002-1655 (217 amino acids)
Biological process (GO): positive regulation of endothelial cell chemotaxis to fibroblast growth factor; cell differentiation; positive regulation of cell population proliferation
Cellular component (GO): cytoplasm
Molecular function (GO): fibroblast growth factor receptor binding; growth factor activity
Source: RefSeq, a predicted model, not a curated record